AAGUGAUCCCUGAGGACCCUGUAGCGGCCGAGGACCCCGGCAGCAGGGCCAGGUUCAGGACCAUGAGCUGGAUUCCUUUCAAGAUUGGGCAGCCCAAGAAACAGAUUGUCCCUAAAACAGUGGAGAGAGAUUUUGAAAGGGAGUAUGGAAAACUCCAGCAGCUGGAGGAGCAGACCAGGAGGCUGCAGAAGGACAUGAAGAAGGGCACCGAUGCUGAUCUGGCCUUAUCCAAAUCUGCUGUGAAGAUAUCCUUGGACUUGCUCUCCAAUCCCCUCUGCGAGCAAGACCAGGACUUCCUGAACAUGGUGACAGCCCUGGACACAGCCAUGAAGCGGAUGGACGCCUUCAACCAGGAGAAGGUGAACCAGAUCCAAAAGACCGUGAUUGAACCCUUAAAAAAGUUUAGCAGUGUCUUCCCGAGCCUCAACAUGGCGGUGAAGCGGCGGGAGCAGGCCUUGCAGGACUACAGAAGAUUGCAGGCCAAGGUGGAGAAGUACGAGGAGAAGGAGAAGACGGGGCCAGUGCUGGCCAAACUCCACCAGGCCCGAGAAGAGCUUCGGCCUGUGCGGGACGACUUUGAGGCCAAGAACAAGCAGCUCCUGGAUGAGAUGCCGCGGUUCUACAACAGCCGCCUGGACUACUUCCAGCCCAGCUUUGAGUCCCUGAUCCGAGCGCAGGUUGGGUACUACUCUGAAAUGCAGAAGAUCUUCGGAGACCUGACCCAGCAGCUCGACCAGCCUGGCCACACUGAUGAGCAGCGGGAGAGGGAGAAUGAGGCCAGACUGAGUGAGCUCAGAGCCCUCUCCAUUGUGGCUGAUGACUGAGUCCCCGCCACCGUUUCAGACUC
Messenger RNA from Puma concolor (puma), 847 nucleotides. It is a transcript of the gene BIN3, whose product is annotated as bridging integrator 3. Gene Ontology annotation, cellular component: actin cytoskeleton; cytoplasm. Lineage: Eukaryota; Metazoa; Chordata; Mammalia; Carnivora; Felidae. The record is from RefSeq and is a predicted model, not a curated record. Gene Ontology annotation, biological process: actin cortical patch localization; endocytosis; plasma membrane tubulation. Gene Ontology annotation, molecular function: lipid binding; protein binding.